Molecule: messenger RNA, 461 nt
Organism: Sturnus vulgaris (Common starling)
Lineage: Eukaryota; Metazoa; Chordata; Aves; Passeriformes; Sturnidae
Source: RefSeq, a predicted model, not a curated record
UGGCUUUACUUGAUGGAAGCUAUGACCAGUACAAGACCCUCUUAAAGAACUCUACAGAGUGGUACUGUGUCCCCAGAAGUUCUGCAGAAAAUGUGGAUGGCUGGACGUGCUGCCCAGAGGGCUGGAGAAGGUUUCAAAGAAGCUGCUAUUUCCUGUCCCCUGACAAGAUGAAAUGCACUGAGAGUGAGCAGAACUGCACUGGGAUGGGCUCCCACCUGGUGGUGAUCAACAGCAAGGCAGAGCAGGUACAUGCAGAGGGCCGAGAGAGGGACCCAGCAGGCAGAGACACAGUGCUGGGCCCUGGAGGGGACUCAGAGCCCCUCCUUGAGUUCCUCUUCAACUUGACAAAAGAAAAGGUUACUAACAUCUAUGAAACAAAAUACUACAUAGGCUUAGCUGCUUACAAAAGUGGGCAGUGGCAGUGGGUGGAUCAGACGCCAUAUGAAAAGACACCCAUGUGA